AUGUUUAAUCAUCUAGUCGUAGAAAAUAUGAGUUUCAUGGGAAAACUUGCUUUGGCAAUCGAUGAGGUUUUCUCAUUAAGAUCUCAUAUAGAGUUACAAUAUGUUGCAUCAGCAAAAUCGACAAAAUCCUUACCUUUAACAUGGCAAACACUAAAGGACAAAGCAAAUAGCAUUUGGGCGGAAAUAUGCGAUCACGAUCCUGAUUUGAAGAAUCGAAACUUUGUUGCUAAUAUGGGUUGGAUUGCAAGGUUUAUCAAGCGUAAUAAUAUACAAUUGGUAACAUUACCAAAUGCCCCACCAGCUUCCUCACCGAUUGGCAUUUCCAGACAGCCUUUAGGACUUGCAGAAUCUAGUCUUCAGCCAAAAAGCUCACAAUCAUCAAAAUGCGAUUGUACCAAGGAGCAUUUUAAAAUUUCUCAUUCAUCAUUUAUGGACGGAAAAUCCUCUAGUUGUGAUUUCUAUUUGAAGCUUGGACCUGCACUUUCAUUUUCAGCAAAAAUUUCGCCAAUUUCCGGGAAAAAUGUCCAAUCACCAUUUCACUGUACAGAAGACUGCAUUGCGCAAAAUCGAAAUGUUGAUCCACAGUCUUCUUUUCCGAAUAAUUCCUCAGAUUCUCAAAAUUCAGUUGAAAGUAAAUGUAAAGUAUUAGAACAGUGUCAACCGAGUGCAAGCAAAAGCCGUCGUAAAAACUUUAUACCGAGGAAGCUAGUCUUCGACACCUCGACACUUGCCAAUCCAUGUGACGAUUUAACUGAUGUCGAUAUAUACACGGGUAUUAAUGAUUCGUUGAUGAUAAUGCCCUAG
Molecule: messenger RNA, 804 nt
Organism: Dracunculus medinensis (Guinea worm)
Lineage: Eukaryota; Metazoa; Nematoda; Chromadorea; Rhabditida; Dracunculidae
Source: the annotation of a GenBank genome assembly